Messenger RNA from Penicillium oxalicum, 1944 nucleotides. RefSeq names its product WASP family protein. The transcript has 3 exons. Lineage: Eukaryota; Fungi; Ascomycota; Eurotiomycetes; Eurotiales; Aspergillaceae. The record is from RefSeq and is a predicted model, not a curated record. The coding region runs from base 1 to 1944 and encodes 647 amino acids. Gene Ontology annotation, molecular function: actin binding.
AUGCCGUCCAUUCUGACUGAUGCCGACAAGGAAACUGUCAAGCGACAGGUGCCCAAGCCUGCCAACAAGAUCCUCGCAGUAGCUGUCGCGCGACUCUACGUGGCAUACCCUGACCCUCAACGAUGGACUUAUACCGGCGUCCAGGGCGCCGUAGUGCUUUGCAACGAUCUUGUUGGCCGGACUUUUUGGUUGAAAAUCGUCGACGUCUCGCCUACAGGAAAGGGUGUCAUAUGGGACCAGGAAAUCUACGACAAUUUCAGUUACAACCAAGAUCGGACUUUCUUUCACACCUUCGAGCUGGAGGAUUGCUUGGCAGGCCUUUCAUUCGCCGAUGAAAAAGAAGCAAAAACAUUCAUCAAGAAGGUCAUGGAGCGUGAGAAGCACGCGAGCAAAGAGACCAGCAAAACGCCUUUCGCGUCUUCUCGAGGACAAGGACCUGCGCCUGUGACAAACGGCAAGGGGAUUGGACGAUCAAUCUUCGGCAGUCUGUUGCAUCGUUCAAGCCCAGCUCCAAGUGCUGUGCCUUCCCCAGCUCCAGUCCCGGCUCCAGCGCCAUCAAUACCCGUUGGCCCACCCCCCGUGCUGACCCCUAGCGCACCGUCAGCCAAAGGGAACUUGCCGUUCGAUAUCAAUGACCCCACCCAGAAGGGUCUUCUUGACGAGUUACUGCAAAUGGGUAUCACUGAAGACCAGAUCGCCGACAAUUCUGAAUUCAUCAAGUCCUGGAUCGCCCAGAAGCAAACCGCUGCUCAGCCGUCCCCGGCGACGAGUGAUCACGAGAAACCGCGAGCGCCUCCACCACCUCCACCGGGUGCACCAGCACCCAAGAUGACCUCUCUGGCGCCUCAAGAUACAGGCACGAGCUCGGCAAGUCGACGGGGACCACCUCCUCCACCUCCGCCGUCAAGGAAGAGCCGCUCCGAUGCGGCAGAGGAACCAGCCGCGCCUCCUCGCGAACCCUCUCCGCCCCCAGCACCCACUCGGAUAUUCCGCGCACCUCCUCCGAUUGCAGAUGCGGGCAAAUAUGCGGAGCCCGCGGGGCCUGCUCCGCCACGACGACCACGCGCGACCUCGAGCGUUACACCGGGCCCUCCCCCUCCUCCCCGACCUCCCAAGACACCGAUGGACGAGGCGCCGAGCCAGCCUACGAGCCGGUUUGGAGUACCCCCCCCAUUUACGGGCGAUCGCAAAGUCUCCGCUCCGCCGGCACCGCCGAGCCGCAGCCCAGUGCCUGGCGGUCCUCCACCACCGCCGCCUCGUACGUCUAGCCCAGCAGCACCGCCUCAGCUGCCACCGAAAGUUCCCAAUGGUGCACCACAAUUCGGACUCCCUCCACCACCACCAGCCCGAAGCUCCGUUCCUCCUCCCCCGCCUCCGCCUCCUCCGCCAGGACCUCGCCCCUCAUCAGUUGCUCCUUCUGCGCCUGGUCCCCCUCCUCCACCCCCGCGAGGUCCAGCUGCUGCUCCUCCUGCCCCUCCUCCACCACCACCAGGUCGAGGCGGGCCUUCCAUGCCACCUCCACCUCCUCCUGGCGGGGCAUCUAUACCUCCACCACCACCGCCUCCCAAUCGUGCUGGACCAGGAGUUCCUCCUCCGCCACCACCUCCCUCCGGUGGUGCAGGAGGACCCCCUCCACCCCCAGCUCCUGCUGGUGGAGCUCCGCCAUUGCCUCCGACUACUGGUGGAAGAGAUGAUCUUCUUGCAGCCAUUCGUGGUACCGGUGGCGUUGGUGGUGGUGGCCUUCGCAAGGUCAAGGACUCUGAGAAGAAGGACCGUAGCGCAGCCAUGGUGCCCGGCGGUGCGGCUGAAUCGUCAGCGGCGGCAUCAAGCUCCGGUGGUGCUCCCCAAGGUGGUCUUGCCGGUGCUUUACAAGAUGCCCUCAAUAAGAGAAAACAGCGAGUCAGUGGCAGUGAUGAUGAGAAAGAUGACAAUGACGACUGGUGA